This is a messenger RNA of Daphnia carinata, 1145 nucleotides long. RefSeq lists its product as uncharacterized. NCBI's taxonomy places the organism in Eukaryota, Metazoa, Arthropoda, Branchiopoda, Diplostraca, Daphniidae. The record is from RefSeq and is a predicted model, not a curated record. The transcript has 4 exons. The coding region runs from base 89 to 634 and encodes 181 amino acids.
ACUUUACGUGCCUGGAUAUAUAGGGUAAGGUGACACCCUAUAUUUGCAGAAGAAAAACAAGGGAAAAAUAAAAACGAGCGGAACUAAAAUGAUCGUUUCAUCAACAGUUGGGAGGUGUUGGAUGGCUUACCUGCUGCUCGUGACCCACGUCGUUUUGACGUCCUCCAGCCCAGUGCCAAAGCAGAGUGCUAACGACAAAAAGAAGCUAUGCGGCCCAGACUUUAGCAAUCGACUUAAAGAUGUCUGUGUUAUUUACAAGGGUACAUGGCUGAAUCCAUCUUCUCCUGUAUCGCUAGGAAAUGAUUUUAAAUCGCAGGAUGAAGUUGCAAAGGCGGAGAACCGACGUUACCCCACGAAAAACGAAUGCUGUAGUAUCGGUUGCAAUGACAAAGAUUUGCAAAGCUAUUGCGCAGUCAUCAGGAAUCAAACAACAGUACAAUCGCAGAAUAAUCAAGAGCUGAGUGCCCCCGUCAUGACGGACCCUGAAUUUUUGGAAUUGUUACCGACCACAGAGCCUCCAUCGGAUUCGACACCUGAAUACAUCCUCAACGAGUCUUUAGAACAGGAAGCUCUGACUAUAUUGUCAACCUAUCGGACACCGCAGUACAGUAUCAACAGUCUGCAGUUCCUCUAAAGACCCAAUCUCCUCAUUUUUUUUUUUUUUUUUUAUUAUCUUCUUUCGGGAAGAAAAAAAAAACGAAUCACUCAAGAGUACCUUUUUCCUUAAAUUGAUUAUUUGUUGCCAUAUGACAAAAGAACUUCCAAUUUAUUGUUCUGACAUAUAUUUUUUUUUAAACCGAUUUUAUUCUUCUGCUUAACUAGCAGGCACGAUAUGAUUCCAUCACCCUUUAUUUUUCUCUCGAUAAUUAACGGUAAUAUGAUUAUAAUACCAAAUGCCUUAAUAAUAAAUUCGUAACGAUAUACGAUAAUAUCUCUUUUUUCAGAUGAGAAACUGAUUUAUUUGUUUGCGUGAAUCUGAAUGUUGAAUGCUGUUCUAUAAUUCUCUUGUUGUUUUGUUUGUUUACGUCGGAAUACGUGUUUUGCUUGCACCCGCCCUGCGAUCCCGCGCCAAUCAAAAAAGAAAGCCAUGUCAAAAUUAUGAUCAAUCAAAAAGAAACUCAAUAAAGGAUGCUUGAAACGCUAAA